GUAUCCUCGAGUGGUAAGAAGACUCAGUUGGUAAAGAUGGUAUCUAUUGUGAUGAUACCAGUAGCUGUACUAACAGGACUAACAGCUAAUACGUUUGUUAAUACCUUCACCAGCUACAUGUCAUCUGGCAUUAGGAAGACUAUUCUCUACAGCGUUGAGUUGGGUCAAGUGGUACACAGUUUACAGAAAGAAAGAGACAUGAGUGCUCUGUAUAUCAGUAAAAUCUCGCCGGUUUCUAAAUCGUUUCUACUGCAGAGAUAUCCAGAGACAGAUCGCUCCAUUGAGAAACUCACAUUUUGGACAACGCUGUCCAGAUUUGAAUUUCAGUCGAAGGACAAGUUCUUGUCUUAUCUCAAUCGGCACAGGUAUGAAUUGGAUACUUUAAAUCAAACGGUUACCAUGGAGUUACAGAUGUAUACAACAUUAAUCCGUGUAUUUAUCAAGUGGCUGUAUGACACAAUGACAGAAGAAGAAUCGGGGUUUAUUUGGAGAAGUUUGGUGUCGUAUCUGGAAGUUAUUAUUGUGAAAGAAUAUAUGGGUCUUGAACGUGCUCUGGGCAUGGUAUUCUAUGCUAAGGGUCGUUUUCCGUCUCGCAACGUGUAUCUUUGGUUCUCGGAAAGUCAAGAUGUAUCGAAUGCAACUUUUCUGUCAGCACGGCGUUACUCUGAUCUGGUUGAUACUCUUUACAAUAAAAAUAUCAAGGGAAACGAAACAACAUUAAAAGUUUUAGGUAAUAUGCGAGCUGAGAUUAGACGUAAUGAAUUAGGUGGUAAGGGAUCAAUUCGAAUGGCUGAAUGGUGGUACAACAACAUGACCGUUUAUAUGGAUCUAUUAUUAGAAACACAAUCAGAAUUGGCCCAGGAGAUCACGGGGUUGUUGGAUCAAAGGCAGUCAGUGAAUCUACAGAAACUCAUUGCUAUAUCAGUGGUUUUCGUUUGUGUUUUUGUAUUUUGUCCGAUUAUUAUCUACGCUGCUUACAAACUCACUAACGAAAUACAGAAAUAUUCCAUUUCACUCACUGAAAGGACAAAAGCUCUGUGUAAAGAGAAGAAACGAACAUUGGUAUUAUUAAAUCAGAUGUUACCCAAACACAUAGCCACUACAGUUGUACAGGAUGAACCUGUCACGCCAGAGAAAUUUGAUAGUAUUACAGUAUUAGUCUCGAAUAUACAAGGCUUCACUCAAUUAGCUUCUAGAAGUUCUCCAACACAGGUGGUCGAGAUGCUGAUGAGUCUCAAUGAACUUUUUGAGAGUCGAAUAGAGAAAUAUGAUGUUCAUAAAAUAGAGAGACAAGGUGAUGCUCAUAUGGUGGUUUCAGGUUUGCCUAUCAGAAAUGGUGUACAGCAUGCCUCUGAAAUCAGUUUGAUGGCACUAGAUCUGACAGAUUCUGUUAAUCAUUUGAAAAUUCCACAUCUUCCUGGAACCAAAUUAAAACUCAGAAUUGGUAUUCACAGUGGUCCAGUUGUAGCAGGAAUUGUUGGGACCAGUUUACCACGCUUUAGUUUAAUAGGAGAUACUAUUACUGUCGCUACGAGGAUGGAAGUACUUGGAAAAGCUGAUCGUGUUCAUAUCAGUUCAGCAACACACGAACUCCUGGCGGCGCUCGCUGGUUUUACAACACAAAUAAGAAAUGAUUUUAUC
This is a messenger RNA of Lottia gigantea (owl limpet), 1641 nucleotides long. RefSeq lists its product as hypothetical. The record is from RefSeq and is a predicted model, not a curated record. The transcript has 7 exons. Gene Ontology annotation, molecular function: guanylate cyclase activity; peptide receptor activity. The annotation marks the transcript as partial. Gene Ontology annotation, biological process: intracellular signal transduction; receptor guanylyl cyclase signaling pathway; cGMP biosynthetic process. NCBI's taxonomy places the organism in Eukaryota, Metazoa, Mollusca, Gastropoda, Lottiidae.